AUGUUGUAUCAAGGAUUAAGCACAGAUCACUCACCCACAAAAAUGGUCACAAAAAUAUUUUUUACGCUGGCAACUUUAUUAACAUAUACAAACUCCGAGUACAUACCUCCUGGGCCUUUAUACCCAUGUCCCAAAGACUCCACGACCACUCUGCUGUACCCCUGUGUAUGUGAAAAGGGGUCGGACAGCGGUCUAUAUAUAAGAUGUGAAAAUACAGGCCUCGCAAUACUAAGUGUUGGGCUUGGCAACAUUGCUGGUUUGGGGUUGCCAAUCGAGAAAUUAGUGCUGAAUGAGUGUAAAUUUACAAACCUCUUCGGCCCUCUAUUCCACAGAUCAACAAUAAGAGUUAUAGAGAUUAUAGACACUCCCAUUAGGACCAUAGACCAGUAUGCGUUCGCCGGAGUGAAUAGAACUCUUCAAGAGCUUUAUAUGACUAAUACUAACAUUGAGGAGUUUCCUAAAGAUGCUUUUAUGAUUUUAGGCAAUCUAUCAGUGCUUUCAAUAGACGGGCACAAAAUGACUAAGUUGGGUAAAGAUAUAUUCGUGGGUAGCGAGGCAGCGGGCAAGUUGGAAAGAUUGCACCUAACAAACGGAUUAAUAGCCGACAUGCCACCAGAAACAUUCCAGGUUUUGAAAAAGCUAAAAAAACUAGAUCUACACGGCAACAAGCUGGCAACACUGAAACGGAAUCAAUUCAAAGGUUUAAGGGACACUGAAGUUUUGGAUCUAAGUUACAACAGUAUCACGAAGCUCGACGGCAGUCAUAUAGGAGACCUGACCAAGCUAGGAUGGUGUAACGCGAGUCAUAAUCAAAUUGGAGAAAUACCUAGGGGGAUGUUUGCAAGGAACACUGUGAUAAAAGUAGUACAUUUGGACAACAAUAAGAUUAAGAAACUAGACACAAAUAGUUUUAGAGGAAUGAGAUUUUUGAGGCGUCUCUACCUCCAGGACAAUCAGAUUUCAGACGUCGGCCGCGGCACGUUUUCAGCGGUCACUAGAAUCGGUACCAUUGAUCUAGCAAGAAAUAAAAUUACGAAAAUUGAUUUCCAAAUGUUUCAACAAGUUAAAUAUGCCGAGAUGAUAAACAUGGCUGAAAAUAACAUAACUAUUAUAGAAAAUCAGGCGUUUACAGAUUUAUAUCAAGCUACAGUUAAUAUUUCACACAAUGCCUUAUCUACUAUAGAGACGGGGGCUUUCCAAAAUUGUAACAACAUGACUUUGUUGGACUUUAGCCAUAAUAAUUUGGAGAAAUUAAACCCCAGGGCUUUCGACGAAAAUAGUUAUGCGUAUCAUUUACAAGUUUCGCAUAACAAAUUCGUGGAUUUUUCUCAGAUACCAAUCUAUAAUAUGACAGGCAUACAAGUGUUGAAUGCUUCCUACAACAGAAUCGAAUCUAUACCAAAGAUGGCAUUUCCGAAAUUAUACGAAUUGCAUACAGUCGACUUGUCACACAAUAAUUUGAGUGAUAUUUUUAAUGCAGUUUUUCAAAAUCUAUUUUCUAUUAGAUUCUUGAACCUAAGCUACAACUCAAUGGAGGCGAUCAAACCCGCAACGUUCGGUACAAUACCGACCAUAUUGGAACUGGACCUAUCCCACAAUAAACUAACAGAUGUAUCGCGCGGCAGUCUGGCCAAACUAGUCAGCUGCCGACUGAUUGAUCUCAGUUAUAACCAUUUACAGAAACUCUUUCAGAUACCUAUCAGUUUGGGCGAAUUAAACGUGGCCCACAACAACUUGACAGAAAUAAAAUCAAGCACAUGGCCAACAAUGAACGCGCUACUGCGGCUCAACUUGUCGGCCAACAUGUUGGGCGACUCGUUGUCGUCCGAUGCAUUCUCCAGUUUGUUGACGUUACAGUCGCUCGAUUUGUCGGGCAACGGGUUGACCAAACCUCCGUGGGAGGCAUUGAGCACGUUGACCAGUUUGCAGUAUUUGUAUAUGCAGGAGAACAACCUAACAGAGCUGAGUAGAUCAGCGUUCGGUAAUCUACCGACGAUGUUCAAGUUAGAUUUGUCGCGCAACCAGUUGACAACAGUUGCGCAACGAUCGUUCAAUGGCAUGCAACAGUUGCUCGACUUGUCGCUCAGUGGCAACAUGUUGAAACAUAUACCGAAUGAGGCUUUUAAAGGAUUGGUUGCUUUAAGGAAACUGGAUUUGUCACAUAAUUAUUUGGAAAAGAUUGACAAUAAGACGAACGGACUACUGGACGACUGUCUGUCUUUAGAAAAGGUAAUACUAAGUCACAAUAAAUUCGGUUUCCUAACGAAGAAGAUGUUCCCCGCGAGUCCCUGGAUCCCCUACAGACUGCAGGAAAUUGAUCUGAGUUACAAUGAGAUUCCUGUUUUAACACAUGACAUUACUAUAGGCGCUAAAAAAGUCACAAAAUUGGACCUAGCUGGGAACUUCAUCAAUGAUAUUCGUAAUAAUGUCCUAGGUAACCUAACAUCGCUACAAAUACUAGAUCUAUCACACAACAACAUCAAGGAUUUAGUUUCUAGGACUUCGGAAAUAAAGUUCACAUUACCAGAGAACAUAACAGAGUUACACUUAUACAACAAUUCACUGCAAUCCCUGCCUACCCCAAAUAUAAUAGCGGCGAAACACUUGAAGUUGUUAGAUUUAAGAAACAACCAACUAAUCAGCUUCGAGCCUGAGUUGGUCAAAAAGAUUAUAAAGGAGGGUACUGUCAUUUUGUUUCAAGGAAACCAAUUAAAAUGUGAUUGCUUCACGCGACCUUUGAAACACUACCUGAACCACAUGAAACCGUCUUCCUUGAGAACAGACGAAAAAUAUCAAAAUCUCACUUGUUCUGAGCCAAUAACGCUCGAAAACGAGAAUAUAUUAUCUGUGGACGAAGACAGAUUAUUGUGCACCGGCAACACUGAGGUUGACAAUAAAAUUAUGGAGUAUAGCAACACUGAUGCGGAAAAUGCUUUUGAUUUUAUCAAUGAACCGGAUUUAGCUUUCCGGGAUAUACAAUACUCUCAAACAUCAAUCUACGUCCACUGGUUCAUACCAUCGAACGAAGACAUCGGCGACUUCAAACUAUACCUCAGGGAUAGCGAAAAUAAACUACUAUAUUCAUCCGACGUUGCUUACAAUCUACGCUCUUUAACCAUACCGAUAGAAGAAGACGUAAAGAUCUCCCUACAGGAUAAGAAAGACCAUGAAAUAUGCAUACAGGGGAAAAAUUCUAAUGGAUCCCCUAGAAAAUGGCACCCGUCUCAAUGUCAAAAGGUAUUAGACGAUUUUCACUCGUGGCCCAGAAAACUAAACGUUGACAAGCGCCGGUUGACCAAGAAGAAAGUUCACUAUUCCUGGUUCGGUAACAAUGUUUUAAAUUUAGUUAGCGACUCAAUUUUGAUUACAUUGUGUAUAUUUUUGAGUGUAUGCUUAAAAUUAACUGAUGAUUUGUAG
This is a messenger RNA of Spodoptera littoralis (African cotton leafworm), 3417 nucleotides long. The record is from the annotation of a GenBank genome assembly. Lineage: Eukaryota; Metazoa; Arthropoda; Insecta; Lepidoptera; Noctuidae.